AUGGUCCCACAAUCUGAUUCCCCAAAUCCCAAUAAUUCCGCUCCCCUUCUCUCCUCGCCGCCGGCUGCACCAUUUUCCGAUGAAGAUUUCUUCUCCACCACUACCUCCGUGGCCUCGGGUUCCACCUCAUCCGACUCCAAGCCGCCUUCCCCGACACAGUCCCUACCCUCUCAGAUCCCCAUCCAAUGGCCUCCGGACGGAGAGCUAACCUUAUCUUGGGUCAUUGACCUGAUGCAGGCCUUCGAAUGGGCCUCCAGAGCGCUACCGCCCUCGGAGUUUGCCUCUUUGCUUCCGGUCGAGGUCUUUGAUAAACUUGUGCUUACGGCGUCCAAGAUUUUGCAUAAAGAGCCCAAUUGUGUUGAAAUUGAUUCGGAAUCGGGUUUGGGUUCAGAUUCCCGAGUAGUGGUGGUUGGUGAUGUGCACGGCCAGUUGCAUGAUGUUCUGUUUUUGCUUAAGAACGCGGGAUUCCCGGGCGAGGACCGGUUUUUUGUGUUCAAUGGAGAUUAUGUGGACAGAGGUGCUUGGGGUCUUGAGAUUUUUCUACUGUUACUGGCGUGGAAGGUUCUUAUGCCUCACAGGGUAUAUUUGCUUCGGGGAAAUCAUGAGUCAAAAUAUUGUACAUCUGUUUAUGGAUUUGAGAAAGAAGUCUUGAUCAAGUACGGAGAUAGCGGAAAACAUGUCUACAGGAAGUGUUUAGGCUGUUUUGAAGGACUUCCUCUUGCUUCCAUUAUAGCUGGGCGUGUUUAUACAGCACAUGGAGGGCUUUUUCGCGGUACAGUUGUCACCCCAUCAAAAAGGGCUAAAAAGAAGAAUCGUAAAGUAGUUCAUAAUCCUGAAGGCAAUGCUUUAACUCUUGGUUCCUUGGAAGAGUUGGCCAAGGCUAGGAGAUCUGUCCUUGAUCCUCCUUGGGAAGGUUCAAAUUUGAUUCCUGGUGAUGUUCUUUGGUCAGAUCCAUCAAUGAUCCCUGGUCUUUCCCCAAAUAAAGAGAGAGGCAUUGGUCUCUUGUGGGGUCCAGAUUGUACUGAAGAAUUUUUGAAGAAGUUCAAUUUAAAGUUGAUCAUUAGGUCACAUGAAGGUCCUGAUGCAAGGGAUAAGCGGCCUGAUCUUGGAGGAAUGGAUGUAGGAUAUACUAUAGAUCAUAUUGUAGAGUCUGGGAAACUCAUCACACUAUUUAGUGCCCCAGAUUAUCCACAGUUCCAGGCAACAGAAGAGAGGUACAGAAACAAAGGAGCAUAUAUUGUCUUGGAACCCCCAGAUUUUGACUCCCCAAUUUUCCAUAGCUUUGAGGCUGUUACUCCAAGACCAAAGGCAAAUCCUUAUUAUGAUUUUGAAGAUGUGAUUGAUUCCGAUGAAGAAUUGGACUUGGUGUUGAUGGUGCCAGAUUCAUGA
This is a messenger RNA of Fraxinus pennsylvanica, 1389 nucleotides long. Lineage: Eukaryota; Viridiplantae; Streptophyta; Magnoliopsida; Lamiales; Oleaceae. The record is from the annotation of a GenBank genome assembly.